This is a messenger RNA of [Torrubiella] hemipterigena, 2091 nucleotides long. NCBI's taxonomy places the organism in Eukaryota, Fungi, Ascomycota, Sordariomycetes, Hypocreales, Clavicipitaceae. The record is from the annotation of a GenBank genome assembly.
CCCCCUCCUUCCUCAUCCACACGACGUCAUCUCCCCCGCCAACUGUACCAGCUGGCGCCAGCUGCCAACACCCGACAAGCCCCUCCAUCUCAAACCUCCGAGUAAUUGCCCGGCGCGCCAACCAACACAUCCACCUCCCGCCUCACCAAAUUCUCAACAACUCCUGUUUCCCUACUUCGUUUAUUAUUCCACUUAUCCCGCAACACCCUCUCCUCCUCGUCUUCAUCAUCACCACCUUCACGAAUCCUGCCCACCAUGUCGGGUCAAGUCCCCGUCGCAAACGCCCUGUCCGACAUCUACCCCGCCGCCGCCCUCGCCCAGCAAGGCCCGCGAUGGAACACCCUGCUCUCUAAGUUUAAAGACGCCUACGGCCACGAUGCCGCCUUUGUCGCAAGAUCCCCCGGCCGCGUCAAUAUUAUCGGCGAACACAUCGACUACUCGCUGUACUCUGUCCUGCCCAUGGCCAUCACCGCCGACGCCAUCAUCGCCGUGUCCUCUAGACCAGUCGCGGCCGGCGCAACAUCGUUCAAGAUUCGCAUUGCCAAUGUCCUCGACGACAAGUUUGCCAAGGGCGAGUUUGAGGUGCCUCUUGACCAGGCCUCCGAGAUUGACUCUACAAAGUUUGAGUGGACAAACUACUUCAAGAGCGGCCUCAAUGGCGCCCUGGAGCUGUUGCGCAAGAAGAACCCUGAGCUCAAGGCCGUCGAUAUGGAUAUCAUGAUGGACGGUACCGUGCCUGUAGGUGGCGGCCUUAGUUCUAGUGCCGCGUUUGUGAGCGCGAGUGCUCUCGCGGUCCUCUAUGCAAAUGGCAUCGCCAGCGUCGACAAGAGGGAGCUUACAGAGCUAGCCAUUGUCAGUGAGCGCGCCGUCGGCGUUAACUCCGGAGGUAUGGAUCAAUCGGCCUCGGUCCUCUCAGAAGAAGGAUCGGCUCUCUACGUCUCCUUCUCCCCCAGCCUCGACGCCAAACCCAUCAAGUUCCCUCAAACAUCUCCCGAACUCUGCUUCAUCAUCGCCCAGUCCUUCAUCACCUCCAACAAGCAGGUCACCGGUCCUAUUCACUACAAUCUGCGCGUCGUCGAAGUCACCCUUGCUGCCGCAUACCUCAACGCCGUCCUCAACCCACCUGGUGUCGAGCUUCCCAAGGACGCAGGCUCUCUUGGUCACUCGCUCCAGGGCUUCCACCAGACCUACUUUUAUCACAACACCGCCUCAGACCUCUCUGCGCCAAAGUCACUUACAAAGGAACAAGAACUUGAGAAGCUUAUUGCCCUUACAAAGGAGACCCUCACCAAAGAAGACGGCUAUACGCGCGAGGAAGUCGCUGCUGUGCUCAAUACUACGGUCGCCGACCUCGAGCAGCGCUUCAUGUCCAAGUUCCCCGUCCGUGCAGACAAGUUUAAGCUUCGUCAGCGUGCGCUCCACGUGUUUACUGAGGCUCUCCGCGUGUUACACUUCCUCACACUCCUCCAGCAGCCAAUGGAUGCUGGUGCUACCGACACAUCAGACUUUAACCAGCGUCUUGGUGCGCUGAUGAACCAGACACAAGACUCGUGCCGUGACUUGUACGAGUGCAGUUGUCCUGAGAUUGAUACCAUUUGCUCAGUCGCUCGUGCUGCUGGCGCAUACGGAUCGCGGUUGACGGGUGCUGGCUGGGGAGGCUGCAGCGUGCACCUUGUGCCGGUGGACAAGGCCGCUGCUGUCAAGGAGGCUCUAGAAAAGGAAUAUUACUCGAAAAUGACGUUGACGGACGAUCAGAAAGAGCAGGCUGUAGUGAUUAGUCGGCCAGCCCGUGGAAGUGCACUCUACUUGACCGAAAACGGUGUCAACUAGGGCAUGGAGGGGUCAUGUUUAGUAGCUGUAUUAGCAAGCCUUUUAAUCUAUCGUAGAACCGACUGAAAGAGUGACCGCCCUCUUCCACUUUAAAGAGAAUGAACACUUGCUCUCGUCUGCAGUUAGCCGUAGUUGUGAGAUGAAGAAUGACGACUACGCAACAGACCUGCCACAAGAAUCCAUUGAUACAAACGAAUACAAAGAUAAUAGGUUCAGUAACUGUCAUAUUUUCAGAUAUUUCCACUGGUGACAUUUUAGCCC